UAGUUCACAGGUUAUGUUUGGUUGUUAGGGCUGUCAAAAUGUCUGGCCAUGACCAUCUGGCUUUCUGCUUAUGUGAAAUAACAAGGUUAUUGUGGUCAUUGCUGCUUCCGCUAUUGUUUCUGUGCGUACUUUUGACGGCUGCACUGGUUCUACUCGUCGUUGGUGUGCGCUUCUGGCUGCAGGCCAACAGGAACGCAAGGAUAGCACGCGAUGGACGUCCUACAGUGGCCUUCUUCCACCCAUACUGCAAUGCUGGUGGCGGCGGCGAGAGAGUUCUCUGGUGCUCCUUAAGAGCGCUGCAGAAUAGGUAUCCAGACCUGUCGUUCGUGGUAUACACGGGCGACCAGGGCGUGACCGGCCAUCAGAUUCUGGACGGAGCUCGUCGACGCUUCAACAUCCAGCUUCCACGACCGGUCCAGUUUGUUUUCCUGAGGCACCGUCUGCUAGUGGAGCCCGGCCUUUUCCCCCACUUCACCCUGCUUGGACAGAGCGUGGGCUCCAUCUUCCUGGGCUGGGAGGCCCUCACAGAGUUUGUCCCUGACCUCUACAUAGACUCCAUGGGCUAUGCCUUCACCUUGCCCCUGUUCCGCUACCUUGGAGGUUGCAGAGUGGCCAGCUAUGUGCACUAUCCCACUAUCAGCACAGACAUGCUGUCUGUGGUGCAGGAGAGGAACCCCAGGUUCAACAAUGCAGACUUCAUCUCUAACAACCUGUUCCUGAGUGCAGUCAAGGUGGUCUACUACUGCCUGUUUGCCCUUCUCUAUGGGAUGGCUGGCUCCUGCAGUGACGUGGUCAUGGUCAACUCCACCUGGACCUUGGACCAUAUCCUGGCACUAUGGCGCGCCCCCAACCGCACCAGCGUGGUUUACCCCCCCUGCGACGUCCAAGCCUUUUUCAAUGUCCCACUGGAGGAGGAAGGAGACAGGAAGUCCCACUCCAUUGUUUCUAUUGGACAGUUCCGGCCGGAGAAGGACCAUAAGUUGCAGAUCCGGGCCUAUAGGAAACUAUUGGAGAAAAGGAGGGCGGGGCCUGGGGGGCAGGAGGCGCUGAGGCUGGUUCUGAUUGGUGGCUGUCGGAACGAGGAGGAUGAGGAUAGGGUGCUGAUGCUGAGGGGGCUGUGCCAGGAGUUGGGCAUCGCAGACAAGGUGGAGUUCAAACUGAACAUUUCCUUUCAGGAGCUGAAGAGAGAGUUGGGGGAGGCCACCAUUGGUCUGCACACCAUGUGGAACGAACAUUUUGGCAUAGGUGUUGUGGAGUGUAUGGCAGCAGGCACAGUCAUCCUAGCGCACAAGUCCGGAGGCCCCAAGCUGGACAUUGUGGUGCCCCACGAAGGCGGACCGACAGGCUUCCUGGCCGACGAUGAGGACAGCUACGCGGACGCCAUGGCGACGAUCCUGGGAAUGGCCCCCUCGGCUCGCCUGGAGAUCCGCCGCAACGCCCGCCAGUCUGCGGCUCGCUUCUCCGACCAGGAGUUUGAGGCCUGCUUCCUGGCCGCCAUGGAACCUCUAAUGGGCCUACAUCUGGCACGAUAAUGGAUGAAAGCAAUUUGACCCUUAAUUUAUUGGAUCUCCUGUAGGGACCAUUUAUGUUGAUGGAACUGCCCAAAUAAAUAUGAACUAUCAAUGUAGAACUAGAGAGACUAAUUUCUGGCCAAAUGGUGAAGUGUGCUUGUCCAAACCUGUUGUUUCAAUACAUUUUUGGAGACAGAGAAGUUGCACGCCUGCUGUCCAGCCUCGGCACACCGCACUGGAGAUCUUUCCAGAAAGCCACCCCUUUACCCCUGCUGUAGAUAUUCAAAAUUGUCAGGGCAGAGAAAUUGCCCCCAUUCUACCCAGUUUCCACCAGGACACUCCAGACAACUGCGGGCGGGGAUCGUACCAGCAAUGUCGCAACUCCAAGUCACCAAUUAACCAUCAUCAUUUGCGACUGUUAACCCACCACACCACAGGAGCCCUUCGCUGAAGAAUGUUUCUCCGGGCGUUUCUCAAGUGCCUGCGAAUCUGUGCUCGAUUUAAAAAUCAAAAGGCCAAUCUUGGGUACUUCACUGGAAUGGAAACGAGCAUAUUGAUUUGAAACUCGUCAUUCAAGAUGAAUAACCUUUGGUAUCUGGUGCAUGCCUCACUCCUUGUUCUACGUCACAACAAUGUCUUUUGGGAGUGGCCAUCAAGUAAAUAUGACAUCAGCUGAAAGUUCCCAGGACAUGGAAGUCACCUGUGAGUGGGGAUUGAACCCAUCAUUCCUUCGAUAAGAUUUCAGUUUACAUGGUCCAUGCACUUAACCACUGAGCUACCAUGGCUCCAUCAAGACACAAACAUUUGUGGACAUGAGAAGGUCUUGAAGGUUUGCUGUUUCAAAAUACAUAGAUAGUUUCUGCAGAGCAGAUCUGUGAAGCCAGACAUGGGAUUCAAACCCAAGCCCUCUGAAUAACACCUCAGCUUACAUGGUACAUGCACUUAUCCAGAAAGCUACCAGGACCCCAGGAGACAGAUCACAUGACCCAUACACCUGUCCAGAUCAUUUUGAUUAAAUGCAACAAUCCCCAGGCUAGAAACAGUUAGCAUAUCUAGCUCUAACAUUGAGUCUAUGGGGAACCAAGUCCUCAAAACUGACUGCUUGUUUUAUGUGUGUGUAUGUCCUGUCCAAAUUGGAUGGGCUUCAUGCUGUGACUAGGCUGACCACCCGUCCUGCUUUGCGUUGUCGCACAGCAUUUUCACCCCUUGUCCCGCACGUUGCAUAUUGAAAAUGCUGUGCGAUACAACGCAAAGCGGGACGGGUGAUCACCCUAGCUGUGACCCAUCCCAUGUUAUAAAAU
Hypomesus transpacificus is the source of this 2812-nucleotide messenger RNA. RefSeq names its product ALG11 alpha-1,2-mannosyltransferase (gene alg11). The transcript has 5 exons. NCBI's taxonomy places the organism in Eukaryota, Metazoa, Chordata, Actinopteri, Osmeriformes, Osmeridae. Gene Ontology annotation, biological process: protein N-linked glycosylation. Bases 39 to 1532 code for a protein of 497 amino acids. Gene Ontology annotation, cellular component: endoplasmic reticulum membrane. Gene Ontology annotation, molecular function: GDP-Man:Man(3)GlcNAc(2)-PP-Dol alpha-1,2-mannosyltransferase activity. The record is from RefSeq and is a predicted model, not a curated record.